AUGGUCAAACUGUGCACUCAUCAUCAGAAGCAGUUCAUUCGUGUUCUGAACGAUCUGUACACUGAAUCUCAGCCAGGCACCGAGGACCUGCGACCUUCGGAUUCUGGAACAAUGGAUGCCUCCACCUGCAAUGCUGGCUGUGCCCAGCUCGGCACCAAACAUAAGGAAAAGGAUGCUAUGUGUCUCAAUAUGAAGUCUUCUGCUUCUGUAGAGUUGUUCAUAGACUCAUCAGGCUCUCACAGCCCUCAACACUUGACAGAACAGGCCCUAAAGGAGCCUCCUCCCGAGACAAACGCUGUAGAUGGAAGACAGAAUACUUUCACUGUUGUCCAAAAAGAUUCCUCUGAACUUCCAACCACUAAACCGAAUUCAAUGGAUAGUUCCACUCUGGGAUACCUCACUGCACCUAAUUCUUCCUCAGUAAACUUCCACCACAUCUCUAAGAGCUUGGAGGGGCAAACCACUGGACAGGAGCAAGACACAGAUGUGAAAAUAUGCAAGGAUGGUAAAGACCAUGUGCAGAGUUCAGCUUUAGUAGAAAAUCUAAUUGCAGUAAAAGUGGCAACUGAGAAUAGUGAGGAGAGCAACAGCUGUAUUGUUUCUCAAAGAAAUUCAUUCAGAGCUUUAUCAGAAGAGGCUUGGGACUCAGGGUUUAUGGGGAAUUCACCUAGAACUGCUGACAAAGAGAAUGCUUUACAGUGUAGCUCAAAAACACCUUUACGCCAGGACUUAGAGGCAAGUGAACAAGAUUCAAGGCCAAAGCAAGAGAACCAUCUUCACUCAUUAGGAAGAAAUAAAAUGGGUUACCAUUUACAGCCCAGUGGUAAGAACCAGUUUGAUCAUUCCAAAGACGGUUGGUUAGCCCCCAACCCCAUGCCACCUGUACACAAAGCAUCUAAUGGACAUUCACGAACCAAGAUGCUUUCAACCUCCAUUAAGACAGCUCGGAAAAGUAAAAGGGCAUCAGGAUUGAGGAUAAACGAUUAUGAUAACCAAUGUGAUGUCGUUUAUAUCAGCCAGCCAAUAACAGAAUGCCACUUUGAGAAUCAACGAUCGGUGUUAUCUUCUCGGAAAACGGCCAGGAAGAGUACUCGAGGAUACUUUUUCAACGGUGAUUGUUGUGAGCUGCCAACUGUUCGCACACUGGCCAGGAAUUUACACUCCCAAGAAAAAGCAAGCUGCUCAACACUGGCCUCAGAGGCAGUGGUCACUCCCAAGCAGACCCUUAUCAUUUCAUCACCUCAGCCUACAGUAGAUGUGCAGCAUCCCAGAGAAGACAACUCUGAAGAACCUAGUAAAGAAAUAACUUCCCUCAAGGAAGGAGACAGAGAUGCAUCAUCUGAAAAGGAAUCUCAAGAGCCUGAGGUUUGCCCUGUGACAAAUAACGCAAACCCAAGCAGCUCCUCUAGAUCAAAGGAGACAGCAGCCUCCAACCCAGUGUGGCCUCUCCCUGCUCACCUUCCUGAAGAGGAUCUUCCAGAAGGCAGCUCUGCGGUCUCAGCUCCCACAGGAAGUGGGAUAUCUUCCCCUGAACGAGACCAACAGCCAGUUGAACUGCUAGAUACAAAGGAGAUGAGUGUACCCCAAGACUGUCCCCUGCUUCCCUCCACAGAGAGCCUUUCUGAGGGAGGCAGUGAAGAUGUUGUUCCUAGGCCUUGUUCCCCUCCUGAAACAGUAAGUAGAGAGGAAAGUCCUCUGUGCUCAGAAAAUCAAAGUCCCCCAGUGGGCUUGGAGCCUCCCACGAGCCUGGGAAAGGCUGAGGAAGACCAAAGCAUCGGUACUGAGGCUGAGACUGAAGACACUCAGGAGUUAGAUACUGACCCACUCUUGAAGGAAAGCAGCACUUUGACUAAUGAAAACCCCAGUGAAAUUGAGGAAAGUGAGGCACCAGGUGGUACAGGAAAAUUCGAGGGAGAGGAUAGUGAUGUAAAACAUCUUACAGAAAAAGAUAUGUGUGAUCAAAACAUUGACUCACCUGAAGAGAAUCUGGACAAGAAGAAAAAAGGUAAAAAAUUCCCCGAGGCCUCUGAUAGGUGCCUAAGAAGUCAACUUUCAGAUUCUUCCUCUGCCGAUAGGUGCCUAAGAAAUCAAAGUUCAGAUUCUUCCUCUGCUUGUGCUGAGAUCAAGGUUUCUAAAAAUCCUGGUGCAAGACGUUCUAAAAAAGAAGGAUAUCCUGGUGGGGCAGCACCUGAGAGCUUCCUGACUGAAGGUUUCCAUACACAAGCUCUGGAGGACACUGAAAACCCAAAUGUCAAUGAAAACCCCUCUGAGAAAGAUGCUGAGCAGGAGGGCGAAGGAGGUGGGAUGAUCACCAGGCAGGCUUUUAGAAACAUGCUAGCAAAAGAAGUCAAGGGGGAAGAAGGCGUUUUCCCCAGCAGUGACCCCUUAGCCGCAGUUGGCCAGCCGCCGCCUGGAGAGAAACUGGAAAUCUAUGUUCAGUCUAAAUUAGGUGAGAACAGUACUCAAGACCCCUCUGAAAGCAUUCCUUGUACGUUCCCAGAACAAUCAAAAGAGAAGCCAGGACCUAUUCCUGCACAAGAGACGGAAGAGGUUGUAAAUGAUACAGAUAGUGCGGACAGCCCGCGUAAAGAAGAUGACAGUGACGUGCUAUCUAGCACAGUUGGAUUGUCGAGUAGUAGAAGUGAUGACGCUGCUGGGCCCCCAAAAUGGGUCCCAAGGCUUACAAGACUGACCUCCUCAACCUACAACCUAAGACAUGCUCAUUCUCUGGACUCCUUGGAUACUAUAAAAGUGACUUCCGAAAAGGAAUCAGCACAAGGAAACGCAAUGCCAAAGGAAAAUGAAACUUCAGAGAGUGGAGAUCCCUUAGACGAGGAUGACGUGGACACAGUGGCAGACGACCAGCCAAAGUUUGUAGAAUGGUGUGCCGAGGAGGAGAACCAAGAGCUCAUCGCCAGCUUCAAUGCCCAGUACCUGAAAGUUCAGAAGGGCUGGAUCCAGCUGGAGAAAGAAGCCCAGCCAACACCAAGAGCAAGGAGCAAGUCAGAUAAGCUGAAGGAAAUUUGGAAAAGCAAGAAAAGGUCACGGAAAUGUCGGGGUUCGCUGGAGGUUCAAAAGUUUUCUCCUGUUCAGAUGCUGUUUAUGACAAACUUUAAAUUAUCUAACGUUUGCAAGUGGUUCUUAGAGACAACGGAAACCCGGUCUCUGGUGAUUGUGAGGAAGCUCAAUACCCGUCUUCCGGGAGACAUCCCACCUGUGAAGCAUCCUCUCCAGAAGUACUCUCCUUCCAGCCUGUACCCCAGUUCACUACAGGCUGAACGCUUGAAAAAACACCUGAAGAAAUUUCCUGGAGCUACUCCUGCUAGGAACAAUUGGAAAACACAGAAGCUCUGGGCUAAAUUUCGGGAGGAUCUUGACCAAGUGGAGCCAGAGGAUGACAGUGACGUUAGCCUCAGCCCCAAUCCUGAAGACAGCAUAGAGGAGGUCAAGGAAGGUAGAAAUAGCCAUCCUCCCACAAACUCACCUACCCCUGCCAGUACCCGGAUCCUUAGAAAAUACUCCAACAUUCGAGGAAAGCUCAGAGCCCAGCAGCGUUUGAUCAAGAACGAGAAAGUGGAAAGCCCAUUUGGUCCGGCUGUGGAAAGUAAACAGAGUUGUAAGAGUGUGUGCAUCAACCCUCUGAUGUCCCCCAAGCUUGCCCUGCAAGUAGGUGCAGAUGGGUUUCCUGUUAAGCCCAAGAGUACCGAUGGAAUGAAGGGAAGGAGAGGGAAGCAGAUGUCUGAAAUCUCGCCGAAAGCAGAAGUUCAGAAUAAACGCAAGAGGACAGAAGGCGGCAGCACUCAGGACAGGAAGGACAAGGGAGCUGCGAUGAAGGCCAGCAGAGAAAAGCACGUUGAUGGAUCCACCAGAAGCCCCGCUGCCAAGAAGCCAGCUGCAAGGGACAGAGUCAGCCAACUGCCCAAAAAGACGACUUUGAAAGAGAAGAAAGGGAAGAUCCCUAAAAAGUCACCUGGGAAGAGCUGCCCUCCCUCCAGGAAAGAAAAAGAGAAUACAAGCAAAAGACCUACCCAGCCCUCCCCCUCAGAGAUGGUGACAAAACCUGCAAAGCAAAAAGGGGCAGGUGAGUCCUCUUCAAGGCCACAGAAAGCCACAAAUAGGAAGCAGAGCAGUGGAAAGACUCGGGCCAGACCCUCGACGAAAACCCCAGAGAACAGUGCAGCCCAGAGAAAGCGAAAGCUGAAGGCAAAGCUGGACUCUUCCCACAGCAAACGGAGGCGGAUGGAUACAAAGUGAUUGGAAGGGCAGUAUUCAAGAGUUAAAACUGUUCUACAGAAGUAACCCUUUAUUUUGCAUUAACUAAAUCUGCUUUUAUAAGCUUAUCAAGCCUUUCAAGUCUGCAGUUAAUGGAGAACACCACAAUUUAAGAUGUCAGAAAUUGCAUCUCAGAUGGAGAAGGGAACUUGCAGAGUCUUUCUCUGAGGCUGAGUAAGGGAAGUUAUAUAUUAUAUUCUGGUUGUUCCUUGGGUUUUAAACUUGGAACCAAGCAGUUUUAGUUUUUAAAAGUACAGUGCCUUAUUUAUCCUUUUUGUUUUUAAAUUUACAAAAGCUAAAAAGCUGAUCUAUGUGAUUAAAGGCUUGUAUUUUAUACUUGAUGCACAAGCACUUGUACUGUAGCCGAGAAGACCACCAUCAUGCACAUAAAAGUAGCUUUUCAGCAGCCACCCUACAGUAUCUGUACAUGAACAGAUGCUCCUCUUUGCAAACCCCAGCAGUGAACUUCCCUCUGUCUUGUUUGUUUAAAUGAUAUUUGAAAGCUAAACCAAAUCAUUUUUAUGGUAUGUGGAGAAUGCAGAGGGAAUUUAUAAUUAUUAUAAAAGAUUAAUAUUUCUGUUACCCCAUUUUAAAAAUUCAUAUUCAUUGUUGGUCACUCAUCUCUGAUCUUUUGUCAUUUGAAGAAAGUAUUCUAAAUUAUGUGCCCAUGGGUUAAGAG
This is a messenger RNA of Lipotes vexillifer (Yangtze River dolphin), 4951 nucleotides long. RefSeq lists its product as uncharacterized. Lineage: Eukaryota; Metazoa; Chordata; Mammalia; Artiodactyla; Lipotidae. The record is from RefSeq and is a predicted model, not a curated record. The transcript has a single exon. The coding region runs from base 1 to 4254 and encodes 1417 amino acids.